Oncorhynchus kisutch (coho salmon) is the source of this 3735-nucleotide messenger RNA. RefSeq lists its product as uncharacterized. Lineage: Eukaryota; Metazoa; Chordata; Actinopteri; Salmoniformes; Salmonidae. The coding region runs from base 62 to 556 and encodes 164 amino acids. Gene Ontology annotation, biological process: box C/D snoRNP assembly. Gene Ontology annotation, molecular function: box C/D methylation guide snoRNP complex binding. The transcript is spliced from 4 exons. The record is from RefSeq and is a predicted model, not a curated record.
UCAUGACACCGGAAGUAGACUCUCACGUUGCGGAAGCAAGCAAAAAACAGCGGCAGCACACAUGUUGAAUCAUCAUACAACGAAAAUGGAAUUAAAUUUGAACAAUAAGAAAACAAGCUCACAAGACUUGCUCGCGUGUGGCAACGGAGGUCUUCAUGACAAGCUUCUCCUCAAGUCGAAGGGGCCCAAGGCUGGCAGUUUUUUGCAAACCGAGAGGGUCCCAAGAAGUAGUGUUAUGGACCGACUGCAGAACUUCCUACCCCAGAUGGCCCAGGCCAAUGAGAAGCUCAAGUUGGAGAUGGAGCAGGCACCUGAGGGCCACUAUGACAUAGAGAGGGUGGAGGAGUCUGGAAAGGUCAUAGAGAUGGAUGUGUCGCUGGUGGAGCUCAGUAGUUCGGACAGCGACUCGGACAGAGAAUCUUCACAGGACAACGGUGCCAACUCAGACUCUGAGGAGGAGAGUGAGCUCACAGAGGAGAACCUCAAACUGCCUGGCAACAGCCAGAGGCAGAUAAAGAAGGUUCAUAUCCAAGUCCUGGAGAAACAAGAGGAUUAGGCCGUUAUAGGCCUCUAAAGAGACUACUGGGACAGUUGCAGUGUAGAAUGAAAUGCGUUGGUAAAACGAAUCAACUGACGUGGGAUCAGUUCUCCUUCUCCAAGCCCUUUUCAUAACCAUUAUGAGUGAAGGAAUAAGAACUUACCGUAGGUCAGUGAGGACAUGGUCCUGGAGGGCUAAUGGAUGGAGUGGAUGGAGACCUGCUGCAGUGAGGGAUAAAGGGGACACUGGUGUCUACAUAAGGGCCAAAUAUCAUGUGUCAACAGUGCUAUUUGAGCCAUAAUGAGAUGGGGAGUGAGUGCCUUCUCAAGCAUGUGCAGUAAGAAUGUGCCUUACAUAAUUUCCUGUUUAUCUGAUGUAGGAUACACUUAAGGUUAAAGUUCAUAGUGGCUUGAUGGUUCAUUGAUGGCAGAGAAAGAAAUCCAUUUUUUUACCAAUUUUUUUCUCCCCAAUUUUGUGGUAUCCAAUUGUUUUUAGUAGCUACUAUCUUGUCUCAUCGCUACAUCUCCCAUACAGGCCCGGGAGAGAGACGAAGGUUGAAAAUCAUGCGUCCUCCGAUACACAACCCAACCAAGCCGCACUGCUUCUUAACACAGAGCGCAUCCAACCCGGAAGCCAGCCGCACCAAUGUAUCGGAGGAAACACCGUGCACCUGGCAACCUUGGUUAGCGCGCACUGUGCCCGGCCCGCCACAGGAGUCACUGGAGCGCAAUAAGACAAGGACAUCCCAUCCCGACGCUAGGCUAAUUGUGCGUCACCCCACGGACCUCCCGGUCACGACAGAGCCUGGGCGCGAACCCAGAGUCUCUGAUGGCACAGCUGGCGGUGCAGUACAGCGCCCUUAACCACUGUGCCACCCGGGUUCAAUAGAACAUUUUCAUAUUGUUUGAUUCAUAUUGUUUCAUAUUGUUUAAUAUGAUUUUUCACUAGCAUAGAUAAUCAAGGCUACAUUUGAAUUAUUUAAGCAGAACUGUUUGACUGAAUUUCUCAUCUUCAACAAAUGCUUUAUAUCUGUCUGCGUUGUUUUAUGAAUAGUCCUAGUUCCAGCAUUAUGUUUCGGUUGGUCACAAGGUUUGUGAGCUGUGAAGUUUUUCCCAGAAACAAAAAGUACCGAAACCAUGUACUGUAUUUCAUAAGUGUAUGAAAUCCAAGAUUGUUGUGUAGUUGUGAAUGACACAGCAUACACACACGCUCAUGUUUAAAAGGAAAAAUGGAAGUAUAGACCAUGACAUCGGAUAAAUAAGAAACGAGUAUUCACCAUUGUUUGACAUUUACACCACCGUUCAAGUUUAGGGUCACUCAGAACUGUCCUUGUUUUUUGAAAGAAAAGCCUUUUUUUGUCCAUUAAAAUAAUUGAUCAGAAAUUCAGUGUAAACAUGUUAAUGUUGUAAAUGACUAUUGUAGCUGGAAACGUCUGAUUUAAAAAGAAAAUUGAAUAUCUUCAUAGCCAUACAGAGGCCCAACCAUCACUCCUGUGUUCCAAUGUGUGUUCCAAAGUUGAUCAUUUUAAAAGGCUAAUUGAUCAUUAGUAAACCCUUUUGCAAUUAUGUUAGCACAGCUGAAAACUGUUGUUCUGAUUAAAAUAGCAGUAAAACUGGCCUUUAGACUAGUUGAGUAUCUGGAGCAUCAGCAUUUAUGGUUUUGAUUACUGGCUCAAAAUGUCCAGAAACUGUCUCUAUAGUACCUGCAAAACACCAGUCUCAAAGUCAACAGUGAAGAGGGGACUCUGGGAUGCUGGCCUUCUAGGCAGAGUAUAAAGAAAAAGCCAUAUCUCAGACUGGCCAAUAAAAAGACAAGAUUAAGAUGGGCAAAAGAACACAGACACUGGACAGAUGAACUCUGCAUAGAAGGCCAGUAUCCCGGAGUCGACUUUUCACUGUUGACACUGAGACUGGUGUUUUGCGGGUACAAUUUAAUGAAGCUGCCAGUUGAGGACUUGUGAGGCUUCUGUUUCUCAAACUAGACACUCUAAUGUACUUGUCCUCUUCCUCCGGUGUGCACCGGGGCUUCCCACUUUUUCUAUUCUGGUUAGAGCCAGUUUGCGCUGUUCUGUGAAGGGAGUAGUACACAGCAUGCACAAAGAACUUCCGUUUCUUGGCAAUUUCUCGCAUGGAAUAGCCUUAAUUUCUCAGAACAAGAAUAGACUGACGAGUUUCAGAAGAAAGGUCUUUGUUUCUGGCCAUUGUUGCUUUAAUCAGCACAACAGUUUUCAGCUGUGCUAACAUAAUUGCAAAAGGGUUUACUAAUGAUCAAUUAGCCUUUUAAAAUGAUAAACUUGGAUUAGCUAACACAACGUGCCAUUGGAACACAGGAGUGAUGGUUGCUGAUAAUGGGCCUCUACACCUAUGUAGAUAUUCCAUUAAAAAAUCUGCCGUUUCCAGCUACAGUAGUCAUUUACAACAUUAACAAUGUCUACAAUUUAUUUCUGAUCAAUUUGAUGUUAUUUUAAUGGACAAAAAAUGUGUUUUUCUUUCAAAGACAAGGACAUUUCUAAGUGACCCUAAACUUUUGAACGGUAGUAUAUGUUGGAAGACAAACAAUACUGUAUGUACCCGGGCUGGUUUUUGCACAAGGUUCAGAGGAGUCUCUCACAUCUCCAUAGAGACCAGAUUUUCCUGUAGUUUUCAAAAUGCUAAUUGAAAAUGGCACAUACAAUGAAAAUAUAUUCUUGAACGUAUACUUUCUUAGUGUUAGCCGUUGUAUUCGUAUAUAAACACUAGUCUUUCAAAGGUAGUUUAUUUAAUAUCGUAUUUAAAUUAAUAUAUAUUAUUUACUAAAAACUUAGGUACUAUCUGCAGUUUCUACAUAUAUUUUUUGACUUAAAUUGAUAUUGAUUCUUGAAUAUACCUUUGAAAUGCUUAAUGAGCUUAGUUGAACUGUCGUACCCCAUCAUAACCCCAAAUAUAAGCUUUUUCUACUUCAUUUUUUGUGAACAAAGUAAACUACAUAGCCUCAAAUCAUGGUUAAAACUAUAAUGUUGAUGUCAUGGAAGGUCAGUCCUUGCAUCCAUAGCUCUGUCUAUACAUUUGAGAGUAGUUACAUUUCUCCAGUCCCAUUCCUCAGUUUUUUACCAAAACAGGGGCAGGUAGGUUGGUGUGCUUUAAAAAUGCAUAAUCUAGUGUUGUAACCUACAGUGCUCCUUUUCUGACAGAAAUACAAUGUCAAAAAAAUAUAUCCAA